Molecule: messenger RNA, 7307 nt
Organism: Perognathus longimembris pacificus (Pacific pocket mouse)
Lineage: Eukaryota; Metazoa; Chordata; Mammalia; Rodentia; Heteromyidae
Gene: Xpo4
Product: exportin 4
Exons: 24
Coding region: 224-3739 (1171 amino acids)
Biological process (GO): protein export from nucleus
Cellular component (GO): cytoplasm; nuclear pore
Molecular function (GO): nuclear export signal receptor activity
Source: RefSeq, a predicted model, not a curated record
CGUCCUCACCACGGCACGGCGGCGCGGCUCACGCCCGUCACCCUGCGCAUUCCCCAGGACCCGGCCAUCCCGCCAGAUCUACCGAGAGGACCUGACGCUGGCGUCGACUGCGGCUGUUACGCCCCCGGGAGCGCGUGAGGGCCCCGGGGUCGCGGCGGGCUAUUGGCCGGCCGCGGCGCUCGCUCCCAGAAUGCAGCGCAUGGCGCGUCAUUGAAGAGAGACCAUGAUGGCGGCGGCGGCGGCGCUGGGGCCCCCCGAAGUGAUCGCCCAGCUGGAGAACGCAGCCAAAGUUCUGAUGGCACCACCUUCCAUGGUCAAUAAUGAGCAACGCCAGCACGCAGAGCACAUAUUCUUAUCAUUUAGGAAAUCAAAAUCACCAUUUGCAGUUUGCAAGCAUAUUUUGGAAACUAGUAAAGUGGACUAUGUCCUUUUUCAAGCUGCCACAGCCAUUAUGGAAGCAGUUGUCCGAGAGUGGAUUCUCUUGGAAAAAGGUAGCAUCGAGUCACUGCGAACAUUCCUUUUAACCUAUGUCUUACAGAGGCCUAAGCAGUUACUCUGCCACAUGAGCCUCCAGCCUGUGGAUUUUUCUGGUCAUUUUGGCCUCCAAAAGUAUGUUCGGGAACAGAUUCUAUUAGCAGUAGCAGUAAUUGUAAAACGAGGAUCAUUAGAUAAAUCAAUUGACUGCAAAAGCAUUUUUCAUGAAGUCAGCCAGUUGAUAAGUAGUGGUAAUCCCACUGUGCAAACACUGGCCUGUUCUAUUCUAACUGCACUAUUGAGUGAAUUCUCAAGUUCAAGUAAAACUAGCAAUAUUGGGCUGAGUAUGGAAUUUCACGGUAACUGCAAAAGAGUUUUUCAGGAAGAAGACCUUCGUCAGAUCUUCAUGCUAACUGUUGAAGUUCUGCAAGAGUUCAGCAGGCGGGAGAACCUCAAUGCGCAGAUGUCUUCAGUGUUUCAGCGGUAUCUUGCACUCGCCAAUCAAGUCUUGAGCUGGAACUUUCUUCCUCCCAAUUUGGGCAGACAUUAUAUAGCUAUGUUUGAAUCCUCACAAAAUGUGCUGUUGAAGCCAACAGAGUCCUGGCGGGAGACUCUUCUGGACAGCAGAGUUAUGGAACUUUUCUUCACAGUACACCGAAAAAUCAGAGAAGAUUCAGAUAUGGCACAAGAUUCUCUGCAGUGCCUUGCCCAGUUAGCUUCUCUUCAUGGACCCAUCUUCCCCGAUGAAGGAUCCCAAGUCGAUUAUCUAGCACACUUUAUUGAGGGAUUACUCAAUACUAUCAAUGGGAUUGAAAUAGAAGAUUCUGAAGCUGUGGGAAUCUCUAGCAUUAUCAGCAAUCUGAUAACUGUGUUCCCUCGAAAUGUUUUAACUGCCAUUCCCAGUGAACUUUUCUCCUCCUUUGUUAACUGCCUCACACACCUCACUUGUUCUUUUGGGCGAAGUGCUGCACUGGAAGAAGUGCUUGAUAAGGAUGACAUGGUAUACAUGGAAGCAUAUGAUAAACUGCUGGAGUCCUGGCUAACUUUGGUCCAAGAUGAUAAACAUUUUCAUAAAGGCUUUUUUACCCAACAUGCAGUUCAAGUUUUCAAUUCCUAUAUUCAGUGCCAUUUAGCCGCUCCAGAUGGCACGAGGAAUUUGACUGCCAAUGGUGUAGCCUCUCGUGAGGAAGAAGAAAUAAGUGAACUUCAAGAAGAUGAUCGAGACCAGUUUUCUGAUCAACUAGCCAGUGUAGGAAUGCUAGGAAGAAUUGCUGCAGAGCACUGUAUACCUCUUCUGACAAGUUUAUUAGAAGAAAGAGUAACAAGACUUCAUAGUCAGUUACAGCGACAUCAGCAACAAUUACUUGCUUCAUCUGGUUCAAGUACCAUUAACAACAAAAUGCUUGAUGAUCUCUAUGAAGAUAUUCACUGGCUUAUUUUAGUUACAGGCUACCUCUUAGCUGAUGAUACUCAGGGAGAGACUCCGCUAAUACCUCCAGAAAUAAUGGAAUAUUCCAUUAAGCAUUCAUCUGAAGUUGACAUUAAUACAACACUUCAAAUUUUGGGAUCUCCAGGAGAAAAGGCUUCUUCCAUCCCAGGGUACAUCAGAACAGAUUCUGUGAUUAGGCUGUUAUCUGCUGUUCUAAGAGUUUCAGAAGUUGAAUCUCGAGCAAUAAGAGCAGAUCUCACUCAUCUACUAAGCCCUCAAAUGGGCAAAGAUAUUGUUUGGUUUCUAAAACGCUGGGCCAAGACAUACCUCCUGGUGGAUGAAAAGCUAUAUGAUCAGGUAAGUCUGCCAUUCAGCACAGCAUUCGGAGCAGAUACAGAAGGUUCUCAGUGGAUUAUUGGCUACCUCUUACAAAAAGUCAUCAGUAACCUCUCAGUCUGGAGUAGUGAACAGGACCUUGCAAAUGAUACUGUGCAGCUCCUUGUCACUUUGGUGGAAAGGAGAGAAAGGGCAAACUUAGUAAUUCAGUGUGAAAAUUGGUGGAACCUAGCUAAGCAGUUCGCAAGCCGAAGCCCACCUCUUAAUUUCUUGUCAAGUCCUGUGCAGAGGACCCUGAUGAAGGCUCUAGUCCUGGGAGGUUUUGCACACAUGGACACAGAAACCAAACAACAGUACUGGACAGAGGUUCUUCAGCCACUGCAGCAGCGAUUCCUGAGAGUGAUCAACCAGGAGAACUUCCAGCAGCUGUGUCAGCAGGAGGAAGUCAAGCAGGAGAUCACUGCCACACUCGAGGCCCUCUGUGGCAUUGCUGAGGCUACCCAGAUUGACAAUGUAGCCAUUCUUUUCAACUUUUUAAUGGACUUUCUUACCAAUUGCAUUGGGUUGAUGGAAGUUUACAAAAAUACCCCAGAAACUGUCAACCUCAUUAUUGAAGUUUUUGUUGAAGUUGCACAUAAACAGAUAUGCUAUCUUGGAGAGUCCAAAGCUAUGAACUUAUAUGAAGCCUGCCUUACUUUGUUGCAAGUAUAUUCUAAGAACAAUUUAGGGCGGCAAAGAAUAGAUGUUACAGCAGAAGAAGAGCAAUACCAAGACCUACUCCUCAUAAUGGAGCUUCUUACUAACCUUCUGUCAAAGGAAUUUAUAGAUUUCAGUGACACAGAUGAAGUAUUUAGAGGACAUGAGCCAGGUCAAGCAGCAAACAGAUCUGUGUCAGCAGCUGAUGUUGUUUUAUAUGGAGUAAACCUAAUUCUCCCCUUGAUGUCACAAGAUCUUUUGAAGUUUCCAACCCUUUGUAAUCAAUACUACAAAUUAAUCACCUUUAUCUGUGAGAUUUUUCCUGAAAAAAUACCACAGCUUCCUGAGGAUCUGUUUAAAAGUCUGAUGUAUUCCCUAGAAUUAGGAAUGACGUCAAUGAGCUCGGAGGUGUGCCAGCUCUGCCUGGAGGCCUUGACACCCUUAGCCGAACAGUGUGCAAAAGCCCAGGAAACAGAUUCACCACUUUUUCUAGCAACUCGGCACUUUCUUAAGCUGGUUUUUGAUAUGCUUGUUUUACAAAAGCACAACACAGAGAUGACUACUGCGGCGGGUGAAGCUUUCUACACCUUGGUGUGUUUGCACCAGGCUGAAUAUUCUGAACUGGUGGAGACAUUACUAUCAAGUCAACCAGACCCAGUUAUUUACCAGAGAUUAGCAGAUGCCUUCAACAAGCUCACUGCAAGCAGCACUCCUCCUACGCUGGAUCGGAAGCAGAAGAUGGCCUUUCUAAAGAGUUUAGAAGAAUUUAUGGCAAAUGUUGGUGGUCUCCUUUGUGUAAAAUAAACAACAAAACUAUGUGCUUAAUUUAGAUCCUUUCUGCAAAGUGCACUGAAUGGCUGAAAGUUGACUUGAGUCUUGUCCUGUUCCUCAGUUCAUUUGGCCAUUUUUGGAUUUUGGAGAGCCUGAAACUUUGGUGCAGAAUGCAGUGAAACAGGAGAGAUCAACUUUGAAUCAGCAUCUGCUGUUAGGUUUUAGCCACAGUCUGUCAUAUCUAUGUCUUCUAGAUUUCAAGUGAUGAUUUAAAUUUUUCAAAAUGAAAUUCCAUAUAUGUGCAAACAGAUAUGGGCACCAUGAAACAUAUAUUCAGUGCCUUUUCUCCAUUUAUCAAACUAUAAGUGGCUAGCCAAAGUUUAAAAUGUUAUUGAAUAUUAGGCAGUGUUUAUCAAAACAUUGUCCAUAGAUUAUCUACAUCACUUGAGGAACUGGUUGCAGAGGUAGAUUCUUGGGCCCAACUAUAGACUUUACUCAAAGUUUUUGGUUGUUAGACCCUGGAUUCCUCAUUUUAAAAGUUUCUCCCUUUUACCACCCCCAAAAGUUUGAAUCAGUGAAAAAGACAUUAAAAAUUCUUGAGAGGUUUUGUACUUUCUAACUUUUCCUCCUUGUCUUCAAUGAUUACAUUUGUAAUUUAGCAGGAAGAAAAACAACAUCAAGUGUUUAUUGGCUUUUUUAGUUUGUGCCUCUUCUCCUUCCCCUUCUCGCUUCUCUGUCCUCCCUUCCUCUGUUUGCUCUCCUUUUCUUUUCCCCAUACCUGGUGUUGUAGAUUUUGCGUAAUGAUUAUGGACCUCGAAUUAUAUGCUGAUGCCUGAACUUGAAGAGGAAAAUACAUGUGUAUUUUUGUUCCAUAAAAAGAACUUUAGGAACUGUAGCCAUUUCAUUGCCUUAAUUCUAAGAGGAAAAAAUACAGAAAGAAAAAAAAAGCAGAUUUGUUUUUAGUAAGAAAUCAUGUGUUGAUGCUUCAGAGAUGGCUUAGGGUGUUAGCUGCUAUGAAUCUGUUGUCCCUCUGAUUGGGUAUUUAUAUGGGUUUACAAGUGAGGUGAGAGGUGCAGCCCUGUGUAGUUAAAGUCCUCAGUAUGUUUCAGUCUAGCCACACAACCCAUAUCUACUCUGAAUGGCUUGCUUAAGCAAUAACUUUUUUAAAAGAUGUGAAUUUCUGAUUCACACAGACUAUUGCACAUUGGGGCAUUAAGGGGCAAUAAUUAUGCUAAAGUGGGUAUUUGUGUCAUAGGAGUCACAAAUUUAAUUUCAGUGAUUAAAAUACUCACUUUAGCUGUGAGUGGUGGCACACACCUAUAAUCCCCAUACUUGGGAGGUGAGGCAGUAGGAUCUCCAGUUUUAGGCCAGCCCUUUGUCAGAGGAAGAAACCAAAAAACCAAAAUCCUUUUAGAGACUCUACUUCGAUCUUUCAAAUCAGGACUUUUAUACUGCUGCCAUGCUCCCAUUUCUGUGUGCCAGUUUAAGUUAUGGAAAUGCACACUUAAUUUGUAAGCUGCAAGCCACUGCAAUGUUUGAGUUCUAGUAGUGACAAAUGGAAUCUGGCACAGGUGAAUCAGAGAUCCUGCCUCAGAGGGCAGCCUUUCUCCCAUUAUAUACUCUUGACACCUGUCUGCUAAGGCAUCCCAUAGGUACACUUUAUACUUGCAUAUAGCAUAUAUGUCUUCACAUGUGAUGCUCAGAAAACCUCAUAUAACUCCUAGUUCCUAGUUCUAGUUAACAAUACUGGACCUGUUUUAAUUAUAUUGCACUGUGCUGGCAACAACAGAUAGGAGAGAAUGCAUGGCCAUAAUCAUUGCUCUUGAUUUGAUCACAUCUCAGCAACAAAAGUGGAGCAAAAAAUAUCCUAAAAUAUUUCAAGGAAGCAAACCAGUAAUACUCUUUAUGAAAUACACAUUUUUGUAUUUUUAAAACAUACUUUCUUUCACUUCAGAUUUUUUUUUCCUCAAAAAACUUGAAGUGACACACAUCAGUAAUCCUUUCAUUUUGCAUUGUCCCUGAUUUAUUGUGUUUCCUAGAUCCUUCAAGCUUUCUUAGUGUGGUUGUGAGGUGUGUGUGUGUGUGUGUGUGUGUGUGUGUGAAAUACUCCUUUGCUGAAGGGUACUGAGACGAUUUGCUGAAUAGGUCCACUGGCCAGGACAUAACUAUAAUCAAGUUAUUAUUAAAAGCUGAGUAAGAAAGGAAUGCCUUGGUCAGUAAAAUGGCAUCUUUAUUUAAGGAUUUAUAUAUCCAGGUGGAAAUCCAUUUGCUACAUUUGCCCAGUUCCAUUAUACUACCAUUUUAUUAGACCAGUUUUAUCUAAAACAAGAUCUACUUUAGAUUAGACCAAAGUUAAAAGAGCACCAAACUGUUAAUGACGUAUGGGGGAAAGACACCAUCAUAAUUUAGGUAAUGGGAUGCCACCUUGUAGUGCUAAUUCUUGAGUGUGUUUACAUACUUGUUUGCUUGAUUGGGUAUUAUACUAAAUCUUGUUCUUUUAUUUUGUCCAGUCUUUGUCUUUAACUAUGUUAUUUUGCUUUAUGCUCUUGACACAGUAGAUAUUGAGAACUGGCUUAAUUCUAGUAAAUCAGUUUUCUCAUUAAAAUAGACUGUUAAAAAGUUUUUAAAAAAAUAUUUGUACCCUUUUUCUCAAUAUGUAUAUGUUAAAGGGAUAUUGUCAGGUAUUAGAUUUCCUUCUUGUUUCCUUCCAAGUUUCUCUUGUUUGCACAGUCUUUCAACAUCUAGUUCUCCAUACUCUACUAUGAAUGUAUGUCUCAUUUUAUCUUUCCUGGCCCAUUUGUUUACCAAGACACAAUCACUAAGGACUUCCUAUACCCAAUGUUGGGUAUUAAUGUAAUAUCACUGUUUAAAAGGAGUGGUUUGAAUGGUUUCUUUGUGUGGGGUAGUGGCUGCUUCGAUAGCUAAACUACCUAACAAUGUUUGAUGGUGUCCUUGAGUCUUUCUGCCUGGCUCCUAUUCUGUUUGAAGACCAUAGUGUGUGAACAUGUCUGCAUUGAGUUUUAAUCAGGUAUAAAGUGACAUUUUAUGUAAGCAAUCUUUGCAGUUUUCUUUCAAAGUAAUUCGAAAAACUCACUCUAUUUUAUUCUAUACUAAUUACUCUAUUCCAAUGUCCUCCAAUCAACAUUACUUGUCAAUUUCUUUACUGUCUUUGAUUGAACCUUCUCUUCUUCCAAAGUGUCAAGCAUUUAUGGUUCUAACAGUUCUCUGUUUCUAUCCCCUGAAGUGUUGGGAGGAAAACAGUGGUCAGUUUCAAGUAUUUCAAGUUUGGAUCUCUUAGUAUAUACACUAUUGUUGAACUGGCUUUUUAUCUGUUACAAUUUUACUUGUAGUUUGUUCUGCCACCUCUCUUGUUAGAGGUGGUGGUCAUUGGACUUACAAUGCUAGCUGGCUUAGAUCAGCAUCUGUGAUUAUUUUAUUGGUUCCUCAAUAAAACAACCUUUCAAGUCAGAAGGAACCUCAAUACUAUUUAAGAGGUUUUUUUAAAAUUACUAUUAUUUUAACAAGAGAAUAAGAAACUGUUUUGGAUAUGAGGUUUUAACACUAUAAAUUUCUGUAAAAUUUCCUGCACAACAAUAUAGAU